Messenger RNA from Lobosporangium transversale, 573 nucleotides. RefSeq lists its product as hypothetical. The transcript has 2 exons. The record is from RefSeq and is a predicted model, not a curated record. Lineage: Eukaryota; Fungi; Mortierellomycota; Mortierellomycetes; Mortierellales; Mortierellaceae. Bases 1 to 573 code for a protein of 190 amino acids.
AUGAUCCAUCCAGAAUCUGAGUCUAGAGGCGAUGCUUUUCAGGUCAUCCCUGACAUUCCUCAUUUCUACUGUUACUUCAACCCAUUUUGGCCCAGACUCGAGAUUUUUGUCUUGAGGGAUGAAGUGGAUCUUCAUAGUUCUUUAUAUCCUAUUCUGAGGCGACUAACCACCAUCCAAAUGAAGCGCCUCAAGGCCGCGAAGAGUAGCCUCAUUGCUGCUGCCAAAGAAGAAGCCGAAAAGAUUGACCCAGAAACAUUUUCCCUGGCUCUUCAGCUUCAUUCAAAGCAUCCUGUUAUCGCUAUCUUGGGGUCCAGGGUCGCAAUCGCCGACCAUGAUCCAGGAUUCAGGCACUAUGUACGCAUCAAUAGCGAUCCCGAGUUCAUUCAUGUCGUCACACCAGAGCUCGAGAAGCGCUUAGCCAAGUCUGCGAUCCUCAAGGUCACAGGGGGGCUACACCUGGGUUUUCAUCGAGGGUUAUUGGCAACGAGGGCAAAGGUGUCGAGAUCGUCUUGGAGAAAGGCAAGCAUGGAUAUUAAUGACUGGGCGACCCUAAGAUAUGAAAAGAGCGCGUAG